Messenger RNA from Chelonus insularis, 930 nucleotides. Its product is annotated as sentrin-specific protease 8-like. The record is from RefSeq and is a predicted model, not a curated record. The coding region runs from base 190 to 918 and encodes 242 amino acids. Gene Ontology annotation, biological process: protein deneddylation; proteolysis. Lineage: Eukaryota; Metazoa; Arthropoda; Insecta; Hymenoptera; Braconidae. Gene Ontology annotation, molecular function: deNEDDylase activity; cysteine-type peptidase activity. The transcript is spliced from 2 exons.
UCUUUAUUAGUUGUUUACGCAAUUUAUUCUUCAAUAAAAAAAUUCUUUUUCAAGUUACUUAAUUUCAUAAAAUAUUAUCCAUUUAUAUAUUAAAUGAUGUCUGUAAUGUAAACAAACAUUGUUUUUAACAGAAAGUUUAUGAGGUUAUAGUUAAUUUUCAUCGAUCGAUUUCAUUUGACAGUUGUAAAAAUGACUAGUAGAGGAUAUAAAUCUAAAACGGGAGAUGAUGAUGAAGUAAUCCUGAGUUUUGAUGAUUGUUUGCUCCGAAAAAGUGAUGUUAAUUUACUUAAAGGUCCUUUUUGGUUAAAUGAUGCGAUUAUUGGUUUCUAUUUCACUUAUUUGGAAAAAUCUACUCAUACAUUUGAAGAUAACGGAUAUGACAAAAUAAGAGGAAAAGUAAAAUAUUUCAGUCCAGAAAUAACUCAAUUUUUAAAAAUGGUUAAAUCAGUAUCAGAAUGUUCAAUGAUGCUGGAUUGUGUGAUUACUAAAGAUAUCCAAUUUAUAUUUUUUCCUCUGAAUGAUUGUCAAAAAUAUGAUGAUGCUGGAGGAACUCAUUGGAGUCUUUUAGUUUAUUCAAACCCGGAAGACAAAUUUUUCUAUCUGGAUUCUAUGAAGUCUGAUUAUAAUCGGUCAAUGGCUAAAUCAUUUGCCAAUGGAAUCAAUGAGUACCUUAUUACGAAUAAUUUAAAAAAUACUCAAUCAACUUCAAUGAGCUUUAAAGAUAUACAAUGCCCUCAACAAACUAAUGGUUAUGACUGUGGAGUAUUUGUGCUUACCUAUGCUGAAAUAAUAUUACAGCACGUUAAAUCUAAUUUAAAAGUUGAGGGAUGUAAUUUUAGUAAUGUGAAUAAAUUAGUUUCAUCUCAACGAUCAAAACUAUUAACUCUUAUUGACGAUCUUAAAAAUAAAGACAGUUGAUUAUAAUUAUAA